Messenger RNA from Vigna angularis (adzuki bean), 1872 nucleotides. Its product is annotated as cysteine desulfurase 1, chloroplastic. Gene Ontology annotation, molecular function: pyridoxal phosphate binding; cysteine desulfurase activity. NCBI's taxonomy places the organism in Eukaryota, Viridiplantae, Streptophyta, Magnoliopsida, Fabales, Fabaceae. Bases 164 to 1579 code for a protein of 471 amino acids. The record is from RefSeq and is a predicted model, not a curated record. The transcript is spliced from 11 exons.
AGAAUAUCUAUCUCUCCAGAGACAGUGGCAAUUUUGUCAGAAACCGCAGCCAUCCAUAUUCUGAAGAGGACAACCGUGACCCCUGCAAAGGCUUUUCUCCAUCUGUAACAGGUUUACUGAGAGAGGUGCCAUCCAUAAUUUUGUUCUUGUUGUGAACUUGGCAAUGGAAGUUUUGCUGCCAAAACUUCCUUCUUUCAAAUUUCCGAGUCCCAGUCACUGCUGCUCGAUCACUAUUAGGAGCUCAUCAAUUGUAAGAUUUGGGUUGCGACGCGUAUCGUCUCUCUCUGUUUUUGCAUCAACUGUCAACGAAGCUGUAGCUCAACCAGCUAUUGGCACCCCAUCUUUGGGGCACUCCACCCGUCCGCACUUUCCUAUACUUCAUCAGGAAGUAAAUGGCUCAAAACUUGUUUACUUAGACAAUGCAGCAACUUCUCAGAAGCCCACCGUUGUAUUGAAGGCAUUGCAAAACUACUAUGAAGGUUACAAUUCAAAUGUUCAUCGGGGCAUACAUUUCUUGAGUGCAAAGGCCACAGAUGAGUAUGAAUCAGCUAGAAGGAAAGUUGCAUCUUUCAUAAAUGCUUCUGAUUCUAGAGAAAUUAUAUUCACAAAAAAUGCUUCUGAAGCUAUCAAUCUUGUUGCUUAUUCUUGGGGGUUGUCAAAUUUAAAACCAGAAGACGAGAUCAUACUUACAGUUGCUGAGCAUCACAGUGCGAUUGUUCCUUGGCAACUAGUAGCUGAAAAAGUAGGGGCUGUUUUGAAAUUUGUGGAUUUAAACCAAGAUGGAAUUCCAGAUAUAGGCAAAUUGAAAGAUAUGUUCUCACGGAAGACCAAAAUAGUAGUUGUCCAUCAUGUUUCAAAUGUGCUUGCUUCUGUCCUUCCUAUUAGAGAUAUAGCACAAUGGGCACAUGAUGUUGGAGCAAAAGUUCUUGUAGAUGCUUGUCAGAGUGUUCCACACAUGGUGGUUGACGUCCAGAGCCUUAAUGUUGAUUUUCUUGUUGCUUCUUCUCACAAGAUGUGUGGGCCCACGGGAAUUGGAUUCUUAUAUGGUAGAAUAGACCUCUUAUCUUCCAUGCCUCCAUUUUUAGGUGGUGGUGAAAUGAUUUCUGAUGUAUAUCUUGAUCAUUCAACUUAUGCCGAACCUCCUUCCAGAUUUGAGGCUGGAACACCAGCUAUUGGGGAAGCAAUUGGUUUAGGAGCAGCAAUUGAUUACUUAUCUGGGAUUGGUAUGCAAACUAUACAUGAUUAUGAGGUGGAGCUAGGUAGAUAUCUGUACGAAAGGCUUCUUUCAGUCCCAAAUAUUCGUAUCUAUGGGCCAGCGCCUUCAGAAAAUGUCCAACGAGCAGCUCUUUGUUCUUUCAAUGUUGAGAAUUUGCACCCCACUGAUCUUGCAACAUUUCUGGACCAACAGCAUGGAGUGGCUAUCAGAUCAGGUCACCAUUGUGCCCAACCCCUCCAUCGCUUCUUAGGAGUCAGCUCAAGUGCACGCGCUAGUCUCUACUUCUACAACACAAAGGAAGAUGUGGACUACUUUAUCCAUGCCCUCAACGACACAGUCAGCUUUUUCAACUCAUUCAAGUAACCAGGAUGUAUUUUAAUGUAUAUUAAAUUUUGUUUACACGCCAAUGAGAGGGCUGUCUCAGUUGGUAGGAAAGCUGCGUCAAUUAAAUGUCUUUGAAUUUCAUUCCUUCUAUUGAUAUCAAUGGUAGGAACCAGGCAUCCAUUAAUUGCAGUAUUAGAACCUAUCUACAGCUAAACUUUUAUGCCUAAAGAGAAUGCCCUUAAGCAUUUAAAUUUUUCCCCCUCAUCAUGUUGGAAGGUGAAUGUUUUAUCCAUUUUUACUUUUUGAUGGAAUAAUAUGAUGUCUAGUGCUCA